Messenger RNA from Magallana angulata, 4410 nucleotides. RefSeq lists its product as uncharacterized. The coding region runs from base 216 to 3626 and encodes 1136 amino acids. The transcript has 6 exons. Lineage: Eukaryota; Metazoa; Mollusca; Bivalvia; Ostreida; Ostreidae. The record is from RefSeq and is a predicted model, not a curated record.
AAUUUAAGUUAAAAUUAGUUUUCUGAGAUAUUAUAAUGCAUAAAUGGUUAGAAAAAUUAAAAUAAACAAAUACGUUGCUCAAUGUCUUCUAAAUUUCGUAUCAUAUGGUGGAAAACAGAGUUUAGAUUAAUUUCCCUUUGCUUCACCUCUGGUUAUCUCCCCUUUUAUUGCUCUCCCCAAAGGAGGUAGAAAAUUUGUACCAGUGGAGGGAAAUAAUGGCUUCUCCUGGCAGGAGCUCAGGCAGCCCUUCUACUAUCUGUGACUUUGCUAGGUCAUACAGACAUAGACCAUGUGAAGGUUUGACAGAGAGUAUUUCUUCCUUGACUGAUGAUAUAUUUCAACACUUAAAACGAUGUCAAGCAUCAACACGACAUCAGACAAGAAUCCCAGAAGGACUUCUGCUACUGUUUCGCAGUGGCAUAUUUGUUGUUUCAAAGGAUGUUCUUCAAUUAAAUGUAUGCAGAAGUCACAGGAAUAGUCUUUGUACUCACUGGUACAAAGACUCUCGGUGCUGUAUGCACCCUCUACAUCCACCAAAUCAUAGGGAGAAGCCAGACAGAGGAUUAACAUGCACGAUGGCUAAAGAAAUAUGGCUGCACGAGAGAGUUGUUGUGCCUGUUGGAGCUGGUAUAUGCAGAAGAUGUUCAGAAAGACACAAGACAACCUAUACCACAAAAGUAAACAUUGAAAGUGAUGUGGGAGAUUUUUUGAAGCUUGCUGCACAUUUACAAGCUAGUGAUGAUGAAAUUUUAAACAGUUUGCCAGAUACAUGUAUAUCAGAAGCAGAUGAAGUUACUGUUGGAGGUACAGGUAAUGAAAUACUGGAUCAAGCACAACAUGCUCAAGAAGACAAUAGUUCUUUGCAUGAUAUAUCAGAACAAUCUAGUCAGCUCUCAGAAUUUUCGUCCACUCAGUCCUCUCAUGGAACUGAUAACUGGCUACCACCAACAUACGAUCGGGAUAAGUUGAACAGAAGCAUGGAAAUUCUCUCUGAAGGCAAAUUUACUCCAAUGCGAUUUACCUUAAACACACCAUUGGAAGAUGUUCAACAGUCUACAAAGGAUUAUGUGACUCGAAAAGCCAAAGAAGUAAUUCACUAUGCUUUAGAAUGCAUUGCACCACAGCAGGAGGAAGAAUUAAUGCAACUGGUGUGUAGAAAAUACUUCAAGGCGGAGUUGGAUGGUAUUGAUAUUAUACCUGAUGCUUUAACAGAAGCUCUUAUCAAAGCCUACAAUGAUGCUAAUGGACAUCAAUGCCAAAUCCAAAUACUCUCCCUGUUUGUAAACAAUUUUUCAAAGACUGAACUUUGUAAAAUGGUGCAUGGCCUAACAAAGUAUAAAAUUGACUGUGCAAGAAAAUACGCUUCCUUGAAUGGACCAGGUCAGAUUAUUGAUCCUCCAAAGGUUACCCGUGUUAGACUUUCGAGAUGUCAAAUACAGCAUUUUAUUGAAUUUUUGUACAGUCCAUCAAUUUGUCAAGUGGUUGGAUAUGGUUCCAAGACUCUUCAUUUAUCAUCUGGAUUACAAAUAAAAAUUCCAAAAAUGAUUCGAACAAUGAUUGCCUCAAGAAUUAUCAAUGCCUAUGAAGUGCUCUGCACAGACAAUGAGAUAAAAAUGCCAUCUAGGGCAACGUUGUACAAGAUCAUAAAAGUAUGCUCGGCCUCACAGAGGAAAUCUUUGAAAGGUCUUGACAGUUAUACAACAGAUGGAAUGGAAGCAAUGGAUUUGCUCCAGAAGAUACUACACAGACUGCAAGAAAACGGACUUUCAAGAGACAAAACGAAAGAGUUAUCAGAAAAGCUUCUGGAUAUAAACCAGCACCUGAAAUUUGAUUUGAAAAUGCAUCUCGCACAGUCCAGUACUUGUAUCGACCACUGCCUAACAUAUGCAUUGUCUGAUGAAAAGACAGCAGAAUUUACAUCAUAUUGUGAUCAUCUCCACAAUCAGAACUGCAUAAACUGUAGAAGUAUUCCAAAAGUUAUGGAUGAAAUGGCAAGUUGUUUAUCAGCGGCUAAUCUAGCAACUGAUCUGCAGAAGGAAUUGGCACAUGAUUUUGAACAGUCAAGAAAAAACAUACAUGAAUGGAAGGCCCAUAUUGUACGAGCUGUGAACCAGGAUAUGAGUAAAAGCAACAUCAUUGAAAACUUAAAGAGUAACCAAGCACUGCUGAUAAUGGAUUGGGCAAUGAAAUUCCUGCCUCAAAGUUUUCGGGAAUCGCAGCAAAACUGGUUUGGGAAACAGGGUUUGAGUUGGCAUGUUGCAUGUGCAGUUUUUCUAGAUCAUAGUGCCAAUGUAGAGAAUCAGGAGAACAAAUUUCACCUCGUGUCAUUUGUACACGUAUUACAAGGAGGAAGUCAAGGUUGGAUCUCAGUAGCUAUGAUUCUUCAAGAUGUUCUAGAAAAACUGAAAUGCCUUAAUCAGCAUCUUUCCGAAGUUUAUUUAAAAUCCGACAAUGCAGGAUGCUAUCACAGCAUGCCACUUAUGUCCUACAUUUGGAAGAAUUAUGACUUGCUACAGCUCAAAGUAAAAGAGUAUAAUUUCAGUGAAGUUCAGAGUGGCAAAGAUCUGUGUGAUUCAAGAACUGGUACAUGUCGCAUGCAUAUUUUAAAGUAUGCAAAUGAAGGUAACAAUGUGGAAAAUGCACAUCAACUGAAAAAAGCCUUGGAGAGUUAUGGGGGAGUUAAGAACACAUUCAUUUCACUGGUUGAUAUCAAUACAGAAAAUCCUCCUGUAUUGUCAGGAAACAUUAAAAACUUCAAGAUUAGUCAGAUGAACAAUUUUGUGUUUGAAGAAGAAGGCAUCAGAGUGUUUAAAGCUUAUGGUGUUGGUCAUGGACACUUGAUCCCCAAGAGCACUCUUGAAAAGAUAUCAAGUAACUUUGCCUUUGAUGAGACCAGAAUUGAGGUCAUAGAAGAUUCUACAACCAUGCCAGCGACACAUUUACAAGCAGCACAGUUGAGGCUACCGUUUGGAUCUUCAGAUGCUGAAGACAGUGGAGACCUGAGCUGCACUGAACCAGGCUGUAUUCAAACCUUCAGGAAACCAUCUACUUUAGAAAAGCACCUUGCUGUUGGAAAUCAUUUAUACCACAGUUUAAAUGGAAGUGCCGAUGUUGCCAUGGAGUUGUGGGCAGAAAAGUGUUCGGAUUCUGUGUUUUAUAACCAGUCUCACCUCAUCCAAUCUUCAUUGAUUUCAAGUAAAGACAAUCAGGUACAUACCUGUGUAUCAAAUUUGAAAACAGGAUGGGCUCUGAAGUUGGACAGAAAAUUUGUUAGAUUUUCAUUGGGUGUAAAAAAGUUCGUGAAAGACAUUUUUGAUGAUGGUGAAAAAACUGGAAAAAAGGCAAACCCUGUGUCUGUUUCAUUACAAAUUCGUAAUGAACGGGAUGAAUAUGGCAACCACAUAUUCAGUCCAAAUGACUGGAUUUCCUCUCAGCAAGUUCGCAGUCUCUUUGCCCAGUUUCAGAUAAAACUGACUAAAGAGAGCACAGACAGAGAGAAGAGACCAAAGUUAGAACUCACUCUUAAAUCUGAGGAGGAUGAAGAUUUAAAUGAGGUUAUUAGUGAUCUGAAUGCCAUGGAGGCAUUCAACACAGUUAAUUCUGUUACUGAUAUAUGUCAGCUAUGAUUUCUAUGUGAGCAUAAUUUACUUGGUAGGCAUUUCAUCUUGAUUUUCACAUACCGAGUAUGCUAGAAAAAAUGCAUUUAAUCGAUGUGUAGGUGCAUCAAGAUUGUCAAAAGUAAACUUUCAAGUAGAAUAUAGUAACUACUGUAUGAAAUAUUUUUUUUCAUGUAAAAAAACCAUGAAUAGAAAUUUAUGUAAAUUUAUGCAGUUUUUGAUGUUUGAGAAUCAUAUGUAUGACUUGGAAUUCUAAGUUAAACACUGUCCUAGUACACAGAAUGGAUUUUAUAUUUAAAAUGCAAAUCAGCUGGUAACAUUACAUGUACAUGCACUAUAUAUAUUUGACCAUUCAUUGUAAUGUAAUGAAACUGUUUACAUUUUAGGAAAUGCUAAGUUUCAUGUAUUUAAAAAAAUUGAUGAAAAUCAUUAGUUAUAGGUGAUUGCAUUAAAAUUGUUUAGAAAAACAUGUUACUAAGGGAGAUAACUCACUUUUAAAAGUUGCAAAAAAUGCAAGUUAUAGAAAUUCACGCAGUGUGAGAAAUAUUCAGAACCCGAUUAUUACCUUAUGUGAAAAGAUUAAGAAGUUACUUGUUUUUAUUUUGACCCAUAACAUUUUAGUUUUAAAGCGUCCAAACCCAAUUUUAAAUUUACUUAAAUUUUAGCAAUUUUUCAAUAAUUUUGGUUUUUUAUACACAAGAGUUAUUUCCCUUGAUCAAAAAAUUAUGUGGGGUUAUUGUUGAAAAAAAUUUAAUGUGUCAAAAUAAAAUUAAAUAUUUAUAUUUUCAAUUAU